Messenger RNA from Didymosphaeria variabile, 720 nucleotides. RefSeq lists its product as uncharacterized. The transcript has 2 exons. Lineage: Eukaryota; Fungi; Ascomycota; Dothideomycetes; Pleosporales; Didymosphaeriaceae. The coding region runs from base 1 to 720 and encodes 239 amino acids. The record is from RefSeq and is a predicted model, not a curated record.
AUGCGGCUCUCCUACCUCCUCCUCAUUUUUUCCAACCUCAUUCGCCCCGGCACCGCACAGCUCCCGACCUCAAAAGCAACUUCAGCCCUCACACAACACUUUAUCCAUCCUAUCCGCGGUGACGUCCUCCUCCCGGGCAGCAUCUUCACCAUCCGCUGGGAAGCCAACACCAUUUUCAAGAACGUCACUUUCCAACUCUGGGACAAGACCUCCUGGGGCUUUGCCCGCGACCUCCUCUCCCCCUGCCACCCCUGGGCGCGCAACCCUUUCUGCGGCACCAUCGCCGUCUCCGCACCCAACACCGGCUCCUUCGAAUGGUUGGUGCCCAACCCUCAGAAUGGCUCCUCGGGCUUCGGCUUCCCACGUGGGGAGCGCGCCUACUGGAUCAAGAUGUACGUGGAGGACUACGUGCACGCCGAGAUUGGUAACACAGACCCUGUGUUGAGUUACAGCCAGAAUUUUGCGUUUGCGAAGGCGGGCAACGUGGGGACGUUGGUCACAGAGCAGGAGGGGCCAACGAGUACAAGUGGGUGGGACAGUGGACCGCCGACGGUGUUUGUGACUGUUCUUGAUAUCGGGUCGGCGACGAGUACGGGGGAUGGGGCUGUGAGGGAGACGGGGACAGGAGAGGCGACGGCGACGAGGGUGGGGAAUAAGACGGCGCUGGUGCCGGUUGAGGGAGAAUCGCAUGCCUGUGAGAAUGAUUUCAGCCGUAGGUAG